AUGGACAACGAUGACCUCGUCCUCCCGACUCCCAGCAGUUUCCCUACAUUCCCAUACGAUCCACCGUAUUCGAUACAGACAGACUUGAUGCGCCACGUCUAUACGUCCAUCGAGAAGAGGCAGGUCACCAUUGUGGAGAGUCCUACGGGCACUGGUAAGACGCUAAGCCUACUUUGCUCGAGCCUGUCAUGGCUCGUGGACGAGAAAGACCGCGCACGCGAAGGCCAGCUAUUGCAGCAGUCUCUCCCAAGUGCCGUUGCAUCAGAGCCAUCAUGGGUGGCAGCUCAGGCUCUCGAUAUUCGGAAGCGCGAGCUGGAGUCAGAGGAUCAAGAAUAUGAGGAACGCCUCACCAAAGCUCGGAAGACCGAGGCUCAUUUCCGUAUGCUGGCUCGGGCUCGGGUUACCAAGAAGCAACGGAUGGCAGGCGAUCUUACUCAUGACCACCUUCAAGAGGACGCAUAUCUUCCGGACGAUGACUGUGAAGACAGCCAAGAUAACUUCUCCCCCGCCGUUCGAGCUCUAAUGGCAAAAAUUGACAAGAAUAAUAAACGUGAUCCAGCCUCUCAAGGAGACGAGCCGUCCUGCACAAAGAUAUACUAUGCUUCUCGCACGCAUUCACAACUUUCACAGGUCCUGCCUGAAUUAAGCAAACUCAAGUUCAAGCAUCUCGCCUUGGGCAAUGCUGUUCCAGAUGCAGGAAACUUGUCCCGAGCUAGUCACGAUCAUUGCUCCCUAAAGAAACGGGACAUCGAGGAUGUAGGCGAUGAUCAGUGCGAAACGGAUCAGCGUCAGUGGCGGACCGUAUCCCUUGGAUCUCGCAAACAGUUAUGUAUCAACGAGGACGCAAAGUCAAGGUCAGGUGAUAUCGACGAGAAAUGUCGCGAAUUAAUGGAAGGGAAGCAAAACAAACGGUGUCAAUAUUUGCCACCAGCGAGUGAUGAUACCCGCAUGCUUGAUCUGCGAGAUCAGAUUCUGGCAUUUCCGAAAGAUAUAGAAGAUCUUGCGACUGCUGGGCAGAAUAUGCAGACUUGCCCUUAUUACGGAUCUAGACGAGCGAUACCUCAGGCAGAGCUUGUUACUCUGCCCUAUAACCUGCUGCUGCAGAAAACUGCCCGAGAAGCCCUGGGCAUCGACUUAACUAACCAGGUUGUCAUCAUUGAUGAAGCGCAUAACUUGAUACCAACUCUAUUAUCACUUUCAAGUGUCCGCCUGACAUCCGAUCUCCUGUUGACCUCAUUAAAACAGGUCUCAGUGUACUAUCAAAAAUUUCGCAAUCGACUGUCUGCGAUGCAUGCAUUGCAUCUGAAGAGGCUUAUUGGAUUCCUGGAUGCAUUUCGAAAGGUAGUAAUGGAUUGGAUGGCCGAGAAAUCGAAUGCCAAAUCCAGAAGACAAGAUACUGAAGUGGUGACCGUACCAGAUUUCAUCCACAGGCUCGGGCGAAAGAUCGAGGGUAUUAAUCUCCUGGAGAUCGAGUCGUAUCUGAAGCGCAGCAAAAUAGCGCGGAAGAUCUCGCGCUAUGCUAUUGAUGUUUCUGAGGGGUACAAUAUUAUCACUGAUUUUGUAGACGAGAAGCCCAGGAAACACCCAUCGAGUGUGGGCACGCCGCCGCUGCAUACGAUUGAAGCAUUGAUGCUGGGACUGGCGGGGGCAAGCGAAGACGGUCGACUGAUCUUCUCAAUUAUCGGAGAUGCUGUCGAGAUCAAAUACCAGUUGCUGAACCCAUCGGCGUUAUUCCGCGACGUUGUGGAGGUGGCACGCUCAGUUGUGCUUGCUGGUGGGACCAUGUCACCAAUAUCUGCUGUGGUAUCCGAGCUUUUUACCUAUUUGCCUCAAGACAGGCUCUCGACUUUCUCCUGCGGUCAUAUCAUUCCUGCAUCUAACGUGCAGACAUUGCUGCUCACGAGAGGGCCUUCGGGCUCGGAUCUGGAGUUCAAGUUCGCGCAGCAGAGCGAUCGGCAAGUCGUUUCCGAGUUGGGUCAGAUCAUAUUGAACUUCUGCAACGUCGUGCCUGGAGGAAUGGUGGUCUUCUUUCCUUCCUAUGCAUCAUUGAAUUUCGCAAGAGAGGUUUGGAGUCAAAGUAGAUUACUGGAUAAAUUCGGUGUGAAGAAGAAAGUCUUCUUGGAACCUCGGGAGAGCUCAGGAGUUGAAACGAUUCUGCGAGAGUAUGCUAUAGCUGCCAAAACACAUGUAGAUAAGAAGACUGGCGCGGUACUAUUUGCAGUUAUCGGCGCCAAGCUCUCAGAAGGGCUGAACUUCUCGGAUGAUCUCGCUCGUGCUGUUGUUGUGAUUGGGUUACCUUUUGCCAACAAAAAUUCUCCAGAGCUGCAGGAGCGGAUGCGGUAUGCAAAUCAAGUAGAGUCACGAUCUGGGGUAAAGAACCAUGCUGGUGGCAAAGACGCAGCAGCCGAAAUGUAUGAGAAUAUGUGCAUGAACGCAGUCAAUCAGAGUAUAGGCCGAGCCAUUCGACACCGCGGGGACUGGGCUUCCCUCGUACUUAUUGAUCGACGGUUCACGUCGGCCGCGAUUCGCAGGAAAUUACCACAAUGGCUAAGAGACGAUGUGACAACCUGUGAGACUUUUGGCCAGGCGAUGAAGCAUCUAGGAAAUUUCUAUCGAGAGAAGAGACAACGUACAAUAUUGUAA
Messenger RNA from Suillus paluster, 2643 nucleotides. RefSeq names its product helicase C-terminal domain-containing protein. Bases 1 to 2643 code for a protein of 880 amino acids. Gene Ontology annotation, molecular function: ATP binding; DNA binding; DNA helicase activity. The record is from RefSeq and is a predicted model, not a curated record. NCBI's taxonomy places the organism in Eukaryota, Fungi, Basidiomycota, Agaricomycetes, Boletales, Suillaceae. Gene Ontology annotation, cellular component: nucleus. Gene Ontology annotation, biological process: nucleobase-containing compound metabolic process; establishment of sister chromatid cohesion. The transcript has 16 exons.